CGCGCCUCUGACUGCGGGGCUCCGCUGCGGGGACGAACCCACACAUGUCCUGAAGAUCAGAACCAGGAAGUUCGGAGUUCAGAUCCGGUUCUGACCCGGAUUGUGCGGAUCCAGCAGGAAUGAUUCACCGACCAGAAUUCUGCCUCCUGUAGAACCGGACCCAGUCUGUCCUGCGUGGUUCCGCUGCGGUUCGGCUGAGGGUUCAGCUGGUUCUUUGUGGAUCAUGGCUUUUCUGAUCAAGAAGAAAAAGUUCAAGUUCCAGGUCCACUUCGUCCUGGAGGAACUGGCCGCGGUUCCGUUCGUCAACGGGGUUCUGUUCUGCAAAGUUCGGCUGGUGGACGGAGGAGACUUCAGCAUCUCCUCCUCCAGGGAGGAGGUGCAGCAGAACUGUGUUCGAUGGGGGAAGAAGUUUCCUUUGUGUAAAAUGAGCGCCAGCUCCGUCACUGGAGUGUUGGAUCCCUGCAUCUGCAGAGUUUCUGUUCGCAAGGAGCUGAAGGGAGGGAAGGCCUAUUCCAAGCUGGGAUUUGCUGACCUCAACAUUUCUGAGUUUGCUGGUUCAGGCUCAACAGUCCGCUGCUGCAUCCUGGAGGGUUAUGACACCAAAAACACCCGGCAAGACAACUCCAUCCUGAAGGUCACCAUCGGCAUGACGCUCCUGUCUGGAGACCCCUGCUUCAAAACGCCUCCCAGCACGGCUAAGUCCGUCCUGAUUGGAGUGGAGGAUCCCAACCUGCAGCUGGCCUGUAAGGGGGACAGCACCGCCUCUCUGCAGCCACCAGGGGGCAUCAUGGAGCGGCCUGGCGCCGUUAAACCCAGACAGUCUUCAGUUCGGGGUUUAGGGCUGCCGGAGCACGCCGACGGCCUUCACGGUCCCGAUGACGUCUUCCUGACUCGGCACGUCCGCAGCGCCAGUCAGCACAGCAAGAUAUCAGGCUACAGCACCGGUCACUCCCGCUGCUCCAGCCUGACCGACCUCAGCCACCACCGGAACGCCUCGUCCAGCAGCGGCGCGUCCUGCGGCGCCGCUCAGCCCGCCGCCCCCGCCAAGCCGGAGCGGCCGCCCCCGCCCUGCGCCGCCGCCCUGCUGUCCCACCGCUCCUCCAGGAGGAAGAAGGACACCGUGGAGCGCCAGCGGAGCUGCGUGGACGACACUCGCAUCGACGCCGACGACAUCGUGGAGAAAAUCGUUCAGAGUCAGAACUUCUCGGCCGGCAGCAGCGACGAAGACAGCCACCUGAGACUGUUUGUCAGUAAGGACGGGACCACGGCCCUGAGCGGGACGCAGAUCGCCACCAGAGGAACGCCGGGCGUCUUUGAGCCGGUGGAGAUCGAGACUCACUGAGGCUCCAUGAUGGAGGUUCUGACCCGUUUCCUCAGAACCAGCAGUUCCCGUCCGCUCCGGGUCGCUCCACUCACCUCCAUUAUCAGCUGCUUUUAAAUAUGAAUAAUCUGGAUUAUUCCAGUAGCUCCUGGCAGGAUCCAGGCCUCCAUGAUUAAUCCUGAAUGUUGAG
Poeciliopsis prolifica (blackstripe livebearer) is the source of this 1511-nucleotide messenger RNA. RefSeq names its product early estrogen-induced gene 1 protein-like. The record is from RefSeq and is a predicted model, not a curated record. The transcript has 12 exons. The coding region runs from base 224 to 1342 and encodes 372 amino acids. Lineage: Eukaryota; Metazoa; Chordata; Actinopteri; Cyprinodontiformes; Poeciliidae.